UCUCAGGGGCCGCUACCAGGUGGGUGCUUUCAAAAGCUUCCUGUUUUUGUGUCAGUUUAAGAUGAUUUGGUCAUUGCAUGAUUACAUCACAGAAACAUUUAUGAAGCUUUUGAACUAUGAGUAGGUUAUAUCAAGAAAAAAGAUUUGCGUAAAAUAAGAUAAACAGGUUCAUGGCAACCCUGAAUUCGAUUCAAAACAUCGUCCUUUUUAGGAAAAAACUUUGCCCAUAUCUUAACGGUUAGAACGAGCCUCAACGGUGAGAGUAUAUGGACCCGUGUGUGUUUUUGCGCCCCUCCUCCUCUCCUCAAGUGAAAGCCGGCGGUGAUCAUUACUGGCGCUAAGCGCGUUCAACUGGAGAGACGCACCAGGAGCGCCAAGGCGCAAACACAGCAAGAGCCAAGAUGUCAGUGGAAAGGAUAUUUGACGAGUAUGGACAUUUCAAAAGGUUCCAGGCUUGUUUGUAUUUCGCUGCAGUCUUCCAGGCCAUAGCAUGUGGAAUCCACUACCUUGCCUCGGUUUUCCUGGUUGAGACUCCAAAUUUUGUGUCCAUCGUGCCAGGCAACAUCACCGAUGUCCUGUAUGGCAACGCUACAGGAUCUACUCUGGAAAGUAUCUUACCUCUCAUCAAACCAGCUGGUGGCCCCUUGGUGGUUAGAACAUCUGAGGGGGAACAGUGGGAGCUCAGCCAAUGCAGCUGCGAUCUGCGUAUCGCCCCUCAGAACUUUACAUAUGACUUUAAUGGCAACAAAACCACCAAAGAAUGCAGUGGGAACUUUGUUUACGACCGCAGCGAAGUUUACCAAAGCAUUGUGACAGACUGGGACUUAGUCUGUGAAAAGGAGUGGUUAGCCAAGCUUUGCCAGCCAACCUUCAUGCUUGGAGUGCUGGUUGGAGCAGUGCUGUUUGGGGAUAUUGCUGACAGAUUCGGUCGUGUGAAGAUCAUGAUGCUCACAAGCCUGUGUCAGUUUGGAUUCGGGGUCGCCGUGGCGUUCUCCCUGAACUACUACUUUUUUGUGGUGCUUCGCUUUCUGCUCGCCAUGGUGUCCAGUGGCUACUUGGUUGUUGUAUUUGUGUAUGUGACGGAGUUCACUGGCAGCAAGGUGCGAACAUGGACCUCCAUGCACAUCCAUGCAGCCUUUGCUGUCGGCAUCAUGGUGGUGGCUCUGACCGGUUACCUGGUUCGAGUUUGGUGGAUCUACCAGAUCAUCCUCUCCGUAUGCACCUCACCCUUCCUGCUCUUUUGCUGGAAGUUCCCUGAGACGCCUUUCUAUUUAAUGGCCAAGGGUCGUUAUAAGGAGACUCAAGCCCUGCUGGACAUGAUAGCCCGCUUUAACGGGCUUGAGUGUCGACUUAAGGCGGAGGAUCUCCUGGAGCCGGCGAAGUUGGAGAACGGCAAACCUCUGCUAGAGAAGGAGGGAGAGGAGAAUCCUGCGCAGUCAGAGAAGAAGCUAUCCUUCCUGGACCUGUUUGGCAGCUGGAGGAUGGUGGGCCGUACAUGCACAGUGUGGGCCAUCUGGUUCAUUGGCAGCUUGGGCUACUACGUGUUCUCUCUAGGCUCAGUCAAUCUGGGAGGAAACCAGUAUAUCAAUCUUUUCCUCGCAGGUGCAGUGGAACUCCCCUCUUAUCUGAUUGGCUGCUUUGCAAUGGACCGGAUUGGAAGGAAGAAGACUUGUGCUCCGGCUCUAAUCCUGGCUGGGGUUGCCUGCAUGCUCAUUAUCGUGGUCCCUGCUGACAUAAACGCUCUUGCUGUGGCUCUUAGUAUGAUCGGAAAGUUUGCUGUGGCAAUUGCCUUCGGUCUAAUCUACCUGUACUCCUGUGAGCUUUAUCCAACUGUCAUCAGGUCCCUGGCAGUAGGUACUGGCAGCAUGAUGUGCCGUGUUGGCAGUGUGGUGGCUCCUUUCUGUGUUUACCUGGCUGAUGUCUGGGUUUAUCUACCUCAGCUCAUUGUAGGAAUCCUGGCAUUCAUCAUUGGUGUGUUGACCUUGCUCUUACCUGAGACGUUGGGCAAACCUCUACCCUCCACCUUGGAAGAGGCAGAAGCUCUUGGACGUGACCCCAGCAAGAAGAAGUCAGCCACUGAUAAAGAUGCAGAGGAUGGGAUGGAGCUGAGCAAACAUGAAGCUAAGGCCUGAGCUUUUAUGCUGCUUGGAAACCAGGGCAAAAUUUUGGAGGAAAAAUAAACUGACGAAUGAGAGACAAGCAAACAAUCACAGGUUUAAUGGAUUGGAAAAAAAAAAAAAAAAACUUUCAACAAAAUGCUUGAAAUUAUUAUUAUUUUUUUUGUUGUUGACAUUUUGCUUUGCAAAGUGACCAACAUUUUAACCUAACCUCUGACUUACAUGUAUAAAUACUUGUGUGAUCAAUGGAGUAUGUAUGCGUGAUGUUUUAGUGUGUGUCUGAGACCACAGGAAAAUGUGUCAUAAUAGCAUUAGAUCAAUUUUAGCCUUAUUUUUGUAUUUGAUGCAGGUUUUUAAAGACUUCAAUAUUAGGAUAAAAAGCCAUGCCAAUAAGCUGAACUUCUUUGUACUCAGCCAAGUAAAAAAAAAAAAAUAGACUGAUUGAUUCACAAAUCAGUUUUUGACAAUUUAGCACUGUUGAAUGUAUCAUAAUAUAAGAAGUGCCUUUUUGUUUUAAAGGUUUUUUGGUACUAAAUCAUCUCAGGGCAUUCAGACAACUGUGAAACUAGGAUACUAAAAGUAUUACAGUUUAACAUCAUUUUGACUGCCUUAUUUCUUCCUUGGCCAUAAUGCUAUCGAUGUGUUUACCUUUAGAACCUAAAAUAAGUUCUAUCUGUUUGUAUGUUUUGUUAGUUGUAGCUGUUAUUGAAACCAUUAGGUGAGUUUUUCAUAUGCUUGUAUUGUUUUUUCAGUCUAUAUGCUAGAUAUACUCAGAGAAAUGCACAUCAUGUGUGUGUUCAGGGGUCAGAAUAUAAUCUCCAGAUGUUUGGACCAAAUCCAGGAACAAACUCCAGUUGUGAGGUGAUAUAUAGUUUCCAGUCCAAAGACAGCAUUAUGGGAGCAAUGGUGUUCAGAAUUCAGCUCUACAAUCAUAUGAUUGUUUUUGCACCAAUAGCUUCUUUGCUAUUUUUGUAAUAAAAGAACAAUACUUAUAAUAUAGUCCUCCUUAGGAAUACAGAGCAUUUGUUAUACAGUUUUAUGUGUUUCUGCUUCAGGAAACUAUUUUACAGUGAUACUGAGAAGAGCAAAAGUAAUCUAAAUAAAGACUGUUUCAUAAAAAACUUGCUAAGUGAAAUGAUUUCUAAGCUCUAAUGUGACCUUCUCAUCUGUUUCCUGUUUGACGAGGUUAAACCGAAGCAGCAGAAAGUUCACUCUCCCUUCUCCACCCUACACAUAAAGCAAAUCUUUGUAUUCAGCUUCUGAGUGGAAAACUGCCCAUGAAAUACCUGCAAGUCUGUGUGUACCUGUGUUUACUUUUGUGAGGAUGGAAAUUUUAAAGUAAGCGGCUACAGUUGAGCCUUAAAUUUUCCUGCUAAUGUUAGCCACCGCUUCUGUCCACAGAUGGGGCAUAAAGCUCAUUUCUGUAUCAGAACAGGAAACUAAAAGGCAGCAAUUUUGUGGACAUUUGAGUUUAAGUUCACUUGCCACACCCAUGCUUUAUCACUGCCAGUUCUGUAGAAUUAAGAAACUGAUUCAUUCUAACCUGCCUGACAUCAUGAAAGAGGUUGAAAAAUUUUAAACGGCAGAA
Cyprinodon variegatus (sheepshead minnow) is the source of this 3705-nucleotide messenger RNA. It is a transcript of the gene slc22a16, whose product is annotated as solute carrier family 22 (organic cation/carnitine transporter), member 16. The record is from RefSeq and is a predicted model, not a curated record. Gene Ontology annotation, cellular component: membrane. The coding region runs from base 402 to 2132 and encodes 576 amino acids. The transcript has 8 exons. Gene Ontology annotation, biological process: transmembrane transport. NCBI's taxonomy places the organism in Eukaryota, Metazoa, Chordata, Actinopteri, Cyprinodontiformes, Cyprinodontidae.